AUGCAGAGGGAAAUGGCUUAUAUGGGCCGAGAUGGCCCAAUUGCGUCCCGUCCCGGAUCUGCCACGCAUCCUCCUCACGUGAUGCCCAGCUCUCCACCUUCCACCCCAGUGCCCCACUCCAUGCCUCCCUCUCCGUCCAGGAUUCCCUACGGCGGAGGCCGGCCCGUGGGUGUGCCAGGCAAUGCCACCAUCCCCAGGGACCGGCUCUCCAGCGUGACAGCCUCGCGCUCGAUCUCGCCCAGCCCAAGUGCCAUUUUGGAGAGACGGGACGUGAAACCAGAUGAGGACAUGAGUAACAAAAACCUUGCCUUGAUCCGAAAUGAAGGUCUGUACAGUGACCCUUACUUGUUUCAUGAGGGCAGGAUGAGUGUGGCUGCGCCCCAUUCCGGACACCCCCUUGAUGUCCCUGAUCACAUUGUAACCUACCAUCGCAGUACCAUGAGGUCAUCAAGCACUUACUGCAACCCCUCUCUGCAACCUGAAAUGCUGGAGCAGUCCUUGUACAGACAAAAGUCACGGAAGUACCCAGAGAGCCAUUUGCCCACUCUCGGCUCUAAAACACCUCCUGCCUCACCCCACAGGGUGGCUGACAUGAGAAUGAUCGAUGUCCAUCCUCACCAUAGCGCUCAUAUUCCCCCCCACACUAUCCAGCCAGACAGGUCUUCCCCCAGCCGCCAGUCCUUCAAAAAGGAGCCAGGACCGCCUGUGUUUGUGGAUACGAAAGCACGGAGCGCCAUCGGCCUCUCGGGCAUGGCCGAGGUGAUGCCCUCUACAGUUGACAAGCAGGCCUUUGGCUAUGGGUCACCCAUGAUGCCCAAGGACAAGGAGACAAGUGAGAAGAUGAUGCUGAAAAUUGUGUCCAGCAAGAGCAACAUAGACACUGCAGGCGCUGCCAGCAUAUCUGGGGGGAAGAACGCAUUGGCAGCUGUGGAGUCAGCUGUCAUCCAUCACCCUGCUGGAGCCCCGUCGAUGCAAGUCAGCCUCCAUGGUAUGAAACGCAACGUGUCGGAUCUGCGGCUGCAGCUGCACCAGAUGAAGCAGCUACAGCUGCAGAACCAGGAGAUGCUGAGGGCAAUGGUGAAGAAAGCAGAGCUGGAAAUCAAUGGCAAAAUGAUUGAAACAGUGAAGAGGCUUGAAGAUCCUGUGCAGCGACAGCGCAACCUGGUGGAGCAAGAAAGGCAGAAAUACCUCAACGAGGAAGAAAAGAUUGUAAAGAAGCUGUGUGAGCUGGAGGAAUUUGUUGAAGACCUGAAGAGGGACUCUGCUGCUUCCAGCAAGACAGUUACACUGAAAGAUGUUGAAGAUGGAGCCUUUCUUUUGCGUCAAGUGGGAGAAGCUGUUGCCACCCUGAAAGGAGAGUUCCCGACAUUGCAGAAUAAGAUGCGUGCAAUCCUCCGGAUUGAGGUAGAAGCUGUGAGGUUCCUAAAGGAAGAACCACACAAGCUAGACAGCUUGCUGAAACGUGUGCGCAGCAUGACUGAUGUCCUUACCAUGCUCAGGAGACAUGUUACAGAAGGACUGCUGCGGGGUGUGGAUCCAUCCCAAGCCGUGCAAUACUCUGCUAUGGAAAAGGCUGCUCCAGCUGACGCUCUGAAAAACCAGGAGGAGCCCAAGCACACCCAGGGACGUGCACAGCAAAACCUCACAGCCGUCACAUCGGAGUCCCAGGUGUCGUCGGUCAAGUCAGAAGUCAUCCCCUUCUCAACAAUGAUGGUCCAUCAUGUGCAGAGCUCGCCUGUUGUCAUCCAUCAGUCUCAGCACUCCUCAGCCCUGGUCAACCAUGGCCAGGGUUCACCCACUGCAGCCAGCCACGGCGAAGGCGUGACAGCGGGUGGCCACCUCUCAGCACCCCCACCAGCCCCACCGCAAGAGCCCGCAACUGGAUCUCAGCCCACACAAGCCACACCAGCACCACAGGUCUCUGUCAAUGGCACCACCAUGCAAAGUCUUUUCAUUGAGGAAAUUCACAGUGCAAGUACCAGAAACCGAGCUGUAUCCAUUGAGAAAGCUGAAAAGAAAUGGGAAGAGAAAAGACAAAACCUCGAUCAUUAUAAUGGAAAGGAAUUUGAAAAGCUCUUGGAAGAGGCCCAGGCCAAUAUAAUGAAGUCAAUUCCUAACCUGGAGAUGCCUCCCCAGCCAGCAGCCCUGCCUAAAGGGGAUGCAGUGGAAAAGCUAGAAGUCUCAGAAGAAGUUCCUGAUGGAGAACAGGAUAAUGACAAGCUGACCAAGUCUCCACCUCCUCCACCUCCACGGCGCAGUUACCUGCCAGGGUCAGGACUAACCACAACGAGAUCAGGAGAUGUCAUCUAUGCAGCCAGAAAAGAGGCUGCUGCUGUCAAGGAAUGCAGUGAAGAUGCUGGGCAAACAGCACAAUCUAAAGCCCCUAAAGAGGACCAGGCAUUGUCUCGGAGCAUAGGGCAUGCUGCAGCAUCAGCUGCAAAAGAGGAAGAGGAAGAGGAAGGAGAUAAAAUAAUGGCAGAAUUACAGGCUUUCCAGAAGUGCUCUUUUUUGGAUGUAAACUCAAACAGUCAUGCUGAACAGUCCAGAAAUGAUACACAUGUUAAAGACAUAAAGCCUGGGACUUUAAUGCAUCACAAGGAAAAGAAGGUGUAUGGGGCUACAACAGGAUCUCCCACAGAUAGUGACCAUCCUAAAGAGAAGAGGGAAGGGAAAACUGAAGAAGAAUUGGGUUCUGAUUCACCCAGCACAGCUGACAGUAAAAUUGGCAUUUCAAUGAAUGACAGUACUACAUUUAGCAAGGGUUUAUUUGUAGACAGUAGAGACUAUUCUAAGAAAAACCUUCAGAACAUGAGCACAAACCUGUCUGGUGUCAGUUUGCCAGAGGAUGACAAACGAAGAGGGGCUCAAGAUACUUUAGGAUCCCAUUUUCUAGCUACUGAAACUGGAAAACAAAAGCCAAACUACAGACUCUCACGAGAUGCUCAGCAGGACCUGCCACAGGGUGAAGCCUCGCAGAGCACGGGCAAGCACAUCCCUGUCAGCAGCGUUGCCCCUCUCAUGAGGCACACGCAGGAGGCUACGGGGCCUCCACCUUCCUCACAGGAGCAAGGAUCUUCUGCAGUCAACUACAACCAGGUUGUGCUGCGACGCGAAGUGUCUGGGAGCAUGAACAGCAUCGAAGAGACAGACUCUCCAGCUAGCUCUCCAAGCGAAGACAAUCCACCCACAGAAAAUAUCGCUUUCAUGAUUACUAAAACAGCUGUCCAGGUCCUCUCAAGUGGGGAAGUUCAUGAUAUAGUCAGCCGGAAAGGUGGAGAUGUGCAAACAGUGAACAUUGAUGCAAGGAAGGACGUGGUGUCAGAGAAGGUUACCCCAGAAAACCCGGACAGCGAGGAGCCCGUGGUGUGUCUGGACAAAAAACCCGUCAUCAUCAUUUUUGAUGAACCAAUGGAUAUUAGGUCAGCGUAUAAGCGGCUUUCUACCAUUUUUGAAGAAUGUGAUGAGGAGCUGGAGAAAAUGAUGACAGAUGAAAAGAUAGAAGAGGAAGAGGAGGAGGAAGAAAGUGAAGCAUGUGAAAUCUCUGAGAGCCAGAAGGAAGAGCCACCAGUAACUAAUGACAGAAAAGCAAUCACGGAGUAUUCAGCAGCUCACAAUCUCAACGAGCAGUACAUAUUUAACCUUCAGUCUUCCUCUGACCCUCUAGAAACCAGAUCCUCUGCACAGGAGGAAAGCGCAAAGAUGGAUUUUAACAAAUACCGUCAGAUCUAUGGGCUAAACACAGAAGCAAAUUUGGAUUCUGCUGAUCAGUUUGGAAGCAGGCAGGAUUCUAAGAAAAAAUUUAAGUUCAAAUUCCCUAAAAAGCAGCUGGCUGCUCUGACGCAAGCAAUACGAACAGGAACCAAGACUGGGAAGAAGACCUUGCAGGUUGUGGUCUAUGAAGAAGAAGAGGAAGAUGGGACCCUGAAGCAGCACAAGGAAGCAAAAAGAUUUGAAAUCACCAGGUCUCAGCCUGAGGACAGUGACAAAAGUCCUUCUGGGAAGCAAGAAGGACCCCCCGGAGCUGCAGUGGCCCUGUCUAGGACUGAUGAGAUUCGACAGAGUACAUACCGAACACUAGACAGCCUUGAGCAGACUAUAAAGCAGCUGGAGAACACCAUCAGUGAAAUGAGUCCAAAAUCUAUCCCUGAAAACACAUACAGCUCUGAGGGAAGCACUGUCCCCUUCUCUGCCCAGAUAGUACCAGAGACCCCACCCCGAGAGCUUGUAGUGCUGGAUGAGAGCCUUGCUGGCGUAGAGCCCCCUCCGCCAGUGCCAGCCACUUCACGUAAGGGCUCCACCACCGCCUCCCAGACCAGCCGGAUGCCUGUGCCCAUGGCUUCAAAAACUAGACAAGGAAGCACAGAGAAAGCAGGCAAACAGCACAAGCUGCAGGAUCAACGCCAAUACAGACAGGUAGUUUUACCCUAAACCCGGUGUUUGGAUGGACAUUUCAUGUUGUUUGUUUAUUUAAAAACUCCAGUAACUGACUGAGAUUAUGCCAAAUAACGGAUACCUGACUUUCAAGUG
Molecule: messenger RNA, 4527 nt
Organism: Apaloderma vittatum (bar-tailed trogon)
Lineage: Eukaryota; Metazoa; Chordata; Aves; Trogoniformes; Trogonidae
Product: KIAA1217 ortholog
Exons: 13
Coding region: 1-4428 (1475 amino acids)
Cellular component (GO): cytoplasm
Source: RefSeq, a predicted model, not a curated record